This is a messenger RNA of Akanthomyces muscarius, 225 nucleotides long. RefSeq lists its product as uncharacterized. Lineage: Eukaryota; Fungi; Ascomycota; Sordariomycetes; Hypocreales; Cordycipitaceae. The transcript is spliced from 2 exons. The record is from RefSeq and is a predicted model, not a curated record. The coding region runs from base 1 to 225 and encodes 74 amino acids.
AUGGCUCGCAUCGGCAGAGUGCACAAGGCGGCAGCCUUAUCGGCCGAGUUUGGCAAGCUAAACGAACCACUCAUGUGCGGCAACACAGCAUCCACCGUUGUGCAUUCACCGAGACGUCAUCUUGGACCCUCGGCUGCGACCAUCGCCAAACCAUCUGUCCACGCUGUCUCAUUUACCCCUCAUUCUUGCGGGGCUGAGACGAGGAACACGCACCAGAUUGAAUAA